AACGGACUCUUUGGCAGCCAGUCACCUACUCUCUGAAAAUAAAAAUAAAAAAAUCUUUGGCAGAAUUCCGGUCAUGGAAACCGCUUCUUGUUCAAUCCUUUACACACUCGGCUUUUCAAGAAACACCCUUAAUUCAACUAUUAACAACAAUCAUUGUCUGCCUCCUAAGAGCAAUAUCUGUUCAAUUCCUUCGUUUUCCUCUACUUUCCCGAGAAACUUUAACUCCCACGGAAAAAACCUGCAAUUCAAUGACUUCACUGCUUUCAGCUCAUCCUCUAGUAGCCAAAACCAUAACCCAUCUCAGGAACUGGCUGUUCUUCUCGAAGUUGAUGGGGUUCUUAUGGAUGCAUAUCAGGCGGGUAAUCGGCAGGCCUUCAAUUUAGCAUUUCAAAAGCUCGGCCUUGAUUGUGCAAACUGGACUGAGCCUGUGUAUUUGGAUCUUGUAAGGAGAAGUGCUAGUAAUGAAGAAAAGAUGUUGGUCCUAUACUUUAAUCGUAUUGGUUGGCCUACAUCAUUGCCUACAAGUGAGAAGGACUCGUUUGUGAGAAGUGUCCUGCGAGAGAAGAAAAAUGCACUGGAAGAACUCGUACUGAAAAGUUUACCUCUACAACCUGGAGUUGAGGAGUUUAUUGAUGAUGCAUGUAACAAAGGAAUACCUGUGGUCAUCUUAACAUCUUACAGCAAAGAUGGGGAUAAAAUUGCUCGAUCUAUAGUUGAAAAGCUUGGUGAUGAACGACUUACGAAAAUUAAAGUUGUGGGGAAUGAGGAAGUAGAAAAGAGUUUAUAUGGUCAACUCGUGUUUGGUAAAGGAGUGUCUUCUUCUUUGGAUGAACAACUAGCUAAGGAAGAAAGAAAAUCAGCUUUGGCUGAGAAACAAAGAAUAGCGGAGGAGGUUGCAUCCAUGCUGAAAGUGAGUGUUAACAUUGAUACCACCUCAUCUGAAAGCUUGGAGAAGAUUGUAGUUGCACUUCGUGCAGGAGCAGAAAUUGCUGAGGUUCCUGUCUGCAAUUGUGUCCUUAUCGCAGGAAGCAAAUCUGGACUUGCUGCAGCCGAGCAGAUAGGCAUGCCCUGUGUUGUGUUGCGGAGCAGUUUCACAUCCAGAGCAGAGUUCCCUACAGCCAAUGCUAUAAUGGAUGGGUUCGGAGGUGCAGAUCUAACUAUCUCUAAACUAUGCCAAAAGCGAUGGUCAUGACGCGCGAGACGCAGUCUUGUGCUGGCAGCCGUGUUGUGAAUCUAGUGCCUGAACUAAUUCGUCAGCAUUUCAUGAAAUCCAUUUGAAAACUUUUGUAACAUGAUGUUCCAUGGGUCAAGCAGAUACAGGCUUAAAAUUUGUCAUAUUUUUUUUAAGAUUUUGAAUUACCUUUUUCUCAGCAACAUAAAAUC
Hibiscus syriacus is the source of this 1383-nucleotide messenger RNA. RefSeq names its product CBBY-like protein. Gene Ontology annotation, molecular function: hydrolase activity. The record is from RefSeq and is a predicted model, not a curated record. Bases 74 to 1192 code for a protein of 372 amino acids. Lineage: Eukaryota; Viridiplantae; Streptophyta; Magnoliopsida; Malvales; Malvaceae. The transcript has 11 exons.